This is a messenger RNA of Mytilus californianus (California mussel), 1585 nucleotides long. Its product is annotated as peroxisomal sarcosine oxidase-like. The coding region runs from base 148 to 1308 and encodes 386 amino acids. Lineage: Eukaryota; Metazoa; Mollusca; Bivalvia; Mytilida; Mytilidae. Gene Ontology annotation, molecular function: sarcosine oxidase activity; flavin adenine dinucleotide binding; L-pipecolate oxidase activity. The transcript has 8 exons. The record is from RefSeq and is a predicted model, not a curated record. Gene Ontology annotation, cellular component: peroxisome.
UAAAACUGUACAGGCAGUAAUGCAUCUGUGGUAAUACAAAAAUGUUUAUCUCGUUUAUAUGUAGUGUACAACCUGUGAGAAUUCGGGUGUACGUAAACACGUAUUAAUUCUGUACUUGUAUGUCAAUAUAUUUUAUGGAACACUAAAAUGAACAGCGACUAUAAUUACGAUGUUAUUGUUGUCGGUGCUGGAAUAGAAGGGUCAGCAACCUCAUACCAGUUAGCCAAGAAAGGUAAAUCUACAUUACUACUGGAACAGUUUCCUAUUCCACAUAAUCGUGGAAGUUCACAUGGCCAGACCCGAAUCACAAGGAAAGCUUAUGGCGUGUAUAAACACUAUGCCAUUAUGAUGGAGGAGGCUUAUAACUCCUGGAAUCUUCUGGAAAAAGAAACUAACACUACACUGUAUCAUGAGACUGGAAUGUUGUGCACUGGUCCAAGAGACAAUACAUUUAUAAAUGGGACUAUAGAAUUCUCAAAGACAAACGGAAUACCAGUAGAAGUUACAAACCAAAAUGAUAUAGGGAACAAAUAUCCUAGGAUGACAUUUCCAACGAAUUAUGUGUUUGUUCUAGAUACAUGUGCUGGGAUACUCUUAGCUGAUAAGGGGCUACGAGCUUUUCAGGAUAUAUUCAGACAAAAUGGUGGCAUAUUGAAGGACAACGAAGCACUAACUAAUAUUAUCCCUGGGUCAGUGAUAACUGUACAGACGACGAAAGGACAGUAUACAUGUAAAAGUAUUAUCUUAACUGUCGGACCAUGGGCAAAACAACUCUUACCAACGUUAGGGAUACACAUACCAUUGAAGCCAAUAAGAAUAAACGUAUGUUACUGGAAAGAGAAAAAUCCAGGAGAAUACGGAUUAGGCAAAUUCCCAACGUUUUAUGAGAGUGAAGCUAUUGAUGGAAAAUACAGUGUAUACGGUUUACCUAGUAUGGAAUAUCCUGGUUAUGUCAAGAUGUGUUUGGGAUGGGGUCCAGAUGUCGACCCAAACGACAGAGAUUUUGUAAAUGAUCAAUGGGUUAUAUCCAAAAUCAAGAAAUAUGUUGCUGACCAUUUUCCUAAUCUCCAUUCAGAACCAAGCAUAGUGGAACCAUGCAUAUACACGAUGGUACCUGAUGAAGAUUUUGUAUUAGACAAACAUCCAAAGUGGUCAAAUAUAAUCAUUGGAGUAGGCUUUUCUGGUCAUGGAUUUAAACUUGGACCAGUUGUCGGUAAAGUAUUAGCAGAAUUAGCCCUUGGAGAGACCCCAUCGUACGAUAUAAGUCCAUGUAGAUUAAACCGUUUUACCUUUCAAUCUAAAAUGUAACAAAGAUUUAUUUAAUUAUUCUAACAGGAAAUAAAAUUCAGUGUGUAUUAACAUAAGAAAAUCAUUUGAGACAAUAUCAAGUUCAUAUUUCUUAGUACAGUAUUUUGGACGACAAGAGUUGAUUGCAAUGGACACAAUCUUGAUUUCUUUUCCAGUCUGUUUGAGGCAAUUGCUGUUUUAUGGUUAAUAUGCAUGUAUAUAUUAGAACAUUUUAAAACUUCGUCCACAACAUAUGUACAAACAUUUAAAAAAAAACAUUAAAUGGAAUCGCAAAGUC